AUGCGAAGAAGGGCAUUCUUUGCGAGGUUUUUCGCGACAGAGAAUCGGGGCUUUGCGCCGGAGCGAUGCCUCAAAGAGGAGAUGCUGGGUGUUUACACGCGAGCCAGCGGGCGGUUGGGGGAUCUGGAGGGAAUGAUGGGCGGCGCUGGGGCGGCGGAGACGGUGGUGCCGUGGACGGCGAUGGUGGCCGGUCUUGUUCGCCAAGAGCUCUUCCGCGAUGCCAUUCUCGUGUUCCGGCAAAUGCAGCUCCAGGGUGUAGCGCCCAACCGCGUGACGAUCAUGACGGCGCUCACUGCCUGCCUCGAUCUCGCGUCCCCGCCGCUGCUCCGCCUCCUCCACUCCAUCGCCGCCGACGCCCAGCUCGCCACCGACAUCGCUAUCGCCACCUCGCUGCUCAACAUCCACGGCAAGAUCGGCAGCCUCGCCGCGGCCAAGGCGAUCUUCCACUCCAUGGAGAUCAAGUCCGUGAUCGCCUGGACAGCGAUGAUGGCCGCGUGCGUCCACCACCGCGAGAAUCGAGAGGCGCUCGUGUUCUUCCGGAGAAUGCUGCUGGAACACUCGAUCGCCAACACGAUCACCUUCGUCACCGUGCUCGGUGCUUGCGGCAAUUGCCGCGAGGGGGCAUCUGUCCACGAAUGGAUGAUCGAGUCUGGGGUCUCUGCCAGCAGCGUUUUCGCGAGCACCGCAAUCGUCACGAUGUAUGGACGAUGCGGUAGCGUGGGUCACGCCAAGGAGGUGUUUGAUUCGAUCGUGGAGAAGAAUUUCAUCUCGUGGAACGCUAUGGUGGCAGCAUUUGCCCAGAACCGGCAUUGCGCUCACGCUUUGGCGAUGGUGCGCUCCAUGGAUCUCGAGGGACUCCACCCCGAUCGAGUCACCUGGCUGAGCGUGCUGGGCAGCGUCGCGGAGAUCGAUAUCCGUGAUGGGCGAUGGAUCCACUCGCGGAUCCUGGGCAGCGGGAUCGAGCUGGAUUUCGCGCUGGGGACGGCACUGCUCAACAUGUACGCCAGGAACCACAGCCUCGAGGAGGCGCUGUGGAUCUUUCGCCACGAGAUGAGCUCGCGGAGCUCGAUCUCCUGGAACACAAUGCUGGCAGCAUCCGCGCACAUCGGCGACGAGGGAGUUUUUCUCGAUCUCCUCCGCGAGACGAGGCACGAGGGAGUGAUUCCGAGCGAGGGGGCGAUCGUCGCGUGUCUCGGUGCUUGCGCCAGCACGAUCGGGGAGGGAGAGAUCGUUCUCUCUCACGCGAAGGAGCUGGGGAUUUGUAUGAAGAGAGCUCUUCCAGCUACUGCAGCAGUGACGUUCUUCCGGAGAUCUGGGAGGCUGGCGGCGGCGAGAGAGAUCUUUGAUGGUGUGGAGGAGGAGGAGAGGGAUUUGCCGCUGUGGGGGACGAUGAUCGCUGGCUACGCCGAUGAUUUCCAGCUCCGCCCCGCGAUGGCACUGCUGCGAAGGAUGCAGCACUGCGGUGUUCUUCCCAGCAAGGUGGUGAUCGUCGCCAUGAUCAACCUCUGCGCGGCAGUGUCGGAUCUUCGCCAAGGCGAGAUUUUCCGCGCUUUGUUCGUGGAGUCCUGUGGGAUCGAUCGAGAAAACUCGGCGGUGGUGGCCAACGCGCUUGUAGAUAUGUAUGGGAAGUGUGGAGAGUUGUCGCUCGCGAGAAAGCUCUUUCGAGAGAUCCCGGAGAAGGACUCGGUGUCUUGGAACUCAAUCGUAUCAGCGCUUUGCGAUCACGGUCGGGGACGAGAGGCUUUGGAGCUCGUCCGGGAGAUGAUGCUCGAAGGCAUGGCAUCUAGCAGCGUUGGAUUCCUCGCGGUGCUGAGCUCCGGAUCUCUGGAGCUUCCGGAAGUGAAGACUUUCGAGACGAUCUUGGUGGAGCUCGGCAUGGAUGAAAACGCUGCUACCUCGCUCGUCACCGGCUAUGGGAAGUGUGGAAACUUGGCAGACGCGAGGAGGGUGUUUGAGGAGACGAUGAUCGAUCACAGGGUGGUGGCGUGGAACUGUUUGAUAUCGAUCCACGCUGAGAACCGCGAGCUCCAGCGAGCUUACAGGACGUAUCUCGAGAUGCUUCUCAGCGGAGUGGCUCCCGAGAGGAUCACCUUCAUUGUGAUCUUGAGCGUUCUCGUGGAGAGCUCCGGACAGGAUUUGCGAUCGCUGGAGCUCGUCCGCGCUUGCAUUGCCGAGGCCGGCCUGGAGACCGAGCUCGUUGUUGGAAACGCUCUCAUCAGCGCGUUUGGAAAGUGCUCCAGCCCCGGCAACGCUCGAGAGAUCUUCGACGCUAUGAUCGAGCGCAACAAAGUCUCGUGGACUGCGAUCAUCGCUGCGUACGCUCACAGCCACUAUGGCGCCAUCGCCAAGCUGUUCUUCCGGCGAAUGCUGCUCCAAGGCGAAGAGCCCGACCGAGUAACCUUCGCCACCAUUCUCUCCACUUGCACCACCGCCGCCGCUCUCGUCGAAGGCAAGCGCUUCCACGCUUUGCUCGCCGAGCGCCCGGCGAUGGAGAUGGAUCCCGUGGUGGUCUCGGCGCUCAUCCACAUGUAUAGCAAGUGUGGAAGCCUCGAGUCCGCGAGCAAAGUUUUCGAUCGUGGACGGAGCUUCUUGCUGCAGGAGAACUUGCUGGUGUGGACGUCCGUCAUCUCGGCCUAUGCUCACCACGGCGAUGGCGAGAGAGCUCUCAAGCUCUUUGCGCGGAUGCAGCAGGCUGGAUUGCGAGCCGACGGCGUGACGAUACUGAGCGUUCUCUCGGCCUGUGCCAAGGCCGGGAUGCUCGAGACCGGGAUCCAGUUCUUCGCGUCCAUAGCUCGGGAUCACUGCCUGGAGGUGACUCUGGAGCACUACAGCUGCUUGGUUGAUCUUCUGGGACGAGCGGGAGAGCUCAGUGCUGCCCAGGAGCUCGUCCGGAGAAUCCCCAACGCCAGAGCUUACGUGAGCUUCUUGAGCUCGUGUAGUGUUCAAGGAGAUGUUGAGCUGGGAAGAGCGGCGGCGGAGAAAGUGAGUGUUUUAGAUCCAAGCAUCCCCGCUGGCUACGUUGUUCUGUCCAAUUUGGUAUCAGGGAAACUGCCAUGA
Molecule: messenger RNA, 3057 nt
Organism: Selaginella moellendorffii
Lineage: Eukaryota; Viridiplantae; Streptophyta; Lycopodiopsida; Selaginellales; Selaginellaceae
Product: pentatricopeptide repeat-containing protein At4g39530
Exons: 1
Coding region: 1-3057 (1018 amino acids)
Biological process (GO): RNA modification
Molecular function (GO): protein binding; RNA binding
Source: RefSeq, a predicted model, not a curated record